CAGGGAUCCCUCUCCGCUCCACAUGCGAGGAGAAGAGCUCAUCUGAUUACAUAAUGACCCAGUGACAGUGAGCCAGAACCGGUACUGCCAGUACCAGUGUGCUGGGAGACUCUCACUGACCACUGGCUUCUCUUCUUUCCUCUUUUUUUCUCAUUCUUUUCCUCUUUUGAAAAUAGGAUGACAAUGGCGUAGAGAAGAACAAUGUGAUGUCAAAGUUAGAUCUGGUUUAGAGCUGUCAAACUUUGAAAUUUCUCAUUUUUUUUAGAUUUAUUUUUUCCUACAUUUGUCAAAAUCUGCCUUUUUCACAUGUCUGCCGGACAGUGAAAUCAGAUAAAUCUUCAAGUUGCCAAUCUGAGGUCAAACUGAACCUUUGUUAAAAGCCAACAGAAAGCACCAGCUAUGACCUCAGCCACCCCACCCUCCUCUGAGGGCUCAUCCCCUCAGAAGGUAUGCCACUCUCAGACACAGACUGACAUCACCAAGCCCCUGCUGGGCUCCACAGGAGGGACUGUAGGUGCUGGUGCAGGUGUUGGAGGAAAAGAAGCUGGUGGGCCUAAUGCUCUUAGAAGGAGGCGCAGAGUCCUGUCCAAAGAUGGGAGAAGCAACGUACGAAUCGAGCAUGUUAGUGGACGCGGGGCGCUCUACCUAAGGGACCUCUGGACAACUUUCCUGGACAUGCAAUGGCGCUAUAAAUUCUUUCUCUUCUCUGCCACCUUUGCUGGAACCUGGUUCGUUUUUGGGGUGCUAUGGUACCUGGUGGCAAUGGUUCAUGGAGAUCUGCUGGAGUUUGACCCCCCCUCCAACCAUACUCCAUGUGUAAUGGAGGUGAAGACCCUGACAGGAGCCUUCCUCUUCUCUCUGGAGUCUCAAACCACGAUUGGCUACGGUUUCCGGUGCAUCACUGAGGAGUGUCCUGUCGCCAUUGUACUGCUCAUCUUUCAGCUGGUCAUCACCAUGGUGAUGGAGAUCUUCAUCACUGGCACCUUCCUUGCAAAGGUGGCUCGUCCCAAGAAAAGAGGUGAGACGGUGAAAUUUAGUCAACAUGCUGUUGUAUCUAACCACGAGGGUCGGCCGUGCCUCAUGAUAAGAGUGGCCAACAUGCGCAAAAGCCUCCUACUAGGAUGCCAGGUGACGGGGAAGUUGCUUCAGACGUCCUUGACAAAGGAAGGUGAGACAGUGCGACUGGACCAGCGCAAUGUGCCAUUCCAGGUGGACACGUCCAGCGACAGCCCCUUCCUCAUCAUCCCCCUGACUUUCUACCACAUCAUCGAUGACAACAGCCCUCUCAGGGCCUGGGCAGCAAAAGGUGGUGGUUGGACAGACCCAGAGCUGGCCGACUUUGAACUUCUUGUGAUCAUGAGUGCCACUGUUGAGCCGACCUCCGCCACCUGCCAGGUUCGGACGUCCUACCUUCCCGAUGAGAUCCUCUGGGGCUACGAGUUUCCCCCAGUCGUCUCCCUGUCUCCCUCAGGAAAAUAUGUGGCCGACUUCGCCUUCUUCGACAAAGUGGCCAAAACCAAAACCCCUCCGCUUUUCAAGCAGGCCCUUCCGCCGAGCCCACCAUCGCAGGCGUCCCGUCACCACGUCAAGGGCAAAGAGGACGAGAUGGACCCUGAGAAGAUGCGUCUGGAGGAGAGCUACAGAGGGGAAGAGCGGGGGCGAGAAAGAGGGAGGAUCAGAGAUAGCAGCCCACUGAGUGUGCGUAUCAGCAAUGUGUGAAUACAAAGACGAGGGAAAGCUGCGGAAAGAUGAUGUGAAACUGAGAUGAGACACACACAGGAAGAAGAGACGCAAGCUGCUCAAUAGAGGAAGAAAAACCGAACUAAAAAAAAAAAACAAAAACACCCUCACACAGUACGCCCACACACUUUCAGAUGAGGAGAUGAAACAAACACAUGGGUGCUGUUAUGUUGCACAAACUACACAUAUUCUCAGCUACUUUAACCACAAGCAUGUUGUCAACAAACUGCCUGCAAACAAACUUUAAAGGGAGCAAGUUACAAGCACAACAUGCACAAAUGCAGAAAACAAUAUCAAACCAGUUUUGAUACACUUUCUAACCUUUAUUCUCUUUUUCUGUUUGGAAAUGGACUUGAUUUAUUGCAAAUGCUGCAAAUCUUCAUAUUAUAAGGUCAGUUGUAUCUCUAAUUUUAGACGUGGUAAUUACAAGAUUUGAAUCUCAUGAUUUGAAUGUCUCAAGAUAAGUAUUUAUAUCCAUCCACUGUCUGAACCACUUAUCCAACAGGGCGGGGGUGUCCAAACUUUUUUUCCAGUGGGGGCUACAAACAAUAUCUGUAUAACAAUAACUGUCAGGUGUAGGUUAAUGCUUAGAGACUGAAUAUCCUUAAACAGCUUGUUAAUGGCUGACAAAACGAAUAGCCAACCCUUGUUAGAGAUUUUGGGAGGCCAGUCAGAUUUCAGGGAGGCUUGGUUAACCCAGGUGGACAUGGAUUCUGGUGAACCCAUUCACUCUGCAAGGUUAAGCCAAUUCAACUUCUGUCAAAAUUACAUUUUUGUUUUGUCUCACCACCAAUAAAAGGAAAAGUUUCAAUGGUAGUAUUACAAGGACUUGGAUCUAGAAGGAUUAUCAUUCAGGAGUCGAUAGCAAUAAAAAUGAAUGAUCCAUGUUUCAUUGUGGGACAGCAGUAACUUCAGCAAGUUUGGUAACAUGACCUAAAUUAUCCAGUGAGAACAAGUGCAUAAGAUAGAUGUAUUUAACUUUAAAAUUUACACAUUUAUGAGUCCCCUCACCUUAAAUGAAUAAAAUCCAGUGGAAAACAGUGCUAUUAUAUUUACAUAAUAAAGAAAAUUAUUUGGGACACUCAUUGAAACAAUUGAAAACUCAAGAUUCUAACCAAUAUUUACUUGAAUAUUAAAAAGUAUUCAUUUAACAAGACAUGGUGAGGUUAUAUUUGAAUUCUGACCUCUUUUAGUGCCAAUAGGCAAGAGUGUAUAAGUCAUGGUGGGACCACCAGUUUUAUCAUAUAAUUCCAACAUGAAACCUGUAAUAAUCAAAAAUAUUAAAUCAGUAAGUGAUUUUUAGCAGUGAUGAUGCCAACUAUAAAAAUAUGAACUGAUUUAUGCCAUUUAAGUUUAAUAAAACCGUUGUAAAAAUGACUAAAAUCACAUAUAUUUCACUAUAUAAACCACUUAUUUUUCUUUA
This is a messenger RNA of Cheilinus undulatus (humphead wrasse), 3163 nucleotides long. RefSeq names its product potassium inwardly rectifying channel subfamily J member 10a (gene kcnj10a). The transcript is spliced from 6 exons. Gene Ontology annotation, biological process: potassium ion import across plasma membrane; regulation of monoatomic ion transmembrane transport. Gene Ontology annotation, cellular component: plasma membrane. Lineage: Eukaryota; Metazoa; Chordata; Actinopteri; Labriformes; Labridae. Gene Ontology annotation, molecular function: inward rectifier potassium channel activity. The record is from RefSeq and is a predicted model, not a curated record. The coding region runs from base 400 to 1719 and encodes 439 amino acids.